This is a messenger RNA of Lucilia cuprina (Australian sheep blowfly), 732 nucleotides long. RefSeq lists its product as uncharacterized. The coding region runs from base 1 to 732 and encodes 243 amino acids. Gene Ontology annotation, biological process: DNA integration. The record is from RefSeq and is a predicted model, not a curated record. The transcript has 2 exons. Lineage: Eukaryota; Metazoa; Arthropoda; Insecta; Diptera; Calliphoridae. Gene Ontology annotation, molecular function: nucleic acid binding.
AUGCUCGAAGGCCGUCAGUUUAUCAUAUUCACAGAUCACAAGCCUUUAACUUUUGCCUUUAGGCAAAAUCCAGAAAAGGCUUCACCUCGCCAAUUUCGUCAACUUGAUUUUAUAUCACAGUUUUCAACUGGCAUACGCCAUAUCAGCGGGCAUGCAAACACAAUUGCAGAUAUACUUUCUCGUAUAGCUACGAUUGAUGUUCCUGCAUCUAUAGAUAUCGAAGAAUUAAGCAAAUCUCAAAAAGAUGAUGCAGAACUAAGUCGCCAGUUAUUUGUGAUAUCUCAACAAAUAAAGCAAGACCCUUUGUGCCGUCAAAAUUAUUUGGAUGAUCCAUUGCCGCCUACCAAUGGUUAUAAGUACCGGUUAACCUGCAUCGACAGAUUUAGUCGAUGGCCUGAGGCCAUUCCGUUAGAGGAUAUGACAGCACGAAAAGUUGCCGAAGCAUUAUACAAUGGUUGGAUAUCACGCUUUGGUGUCCCAUCAUUUAUAACUACCAAUCAAGGUCGUCAUUUCGAGUCCAGUCUUUUUAAGGAACUUGCACUUGUUCUUGGUUGCAAAAGAAUAAGAAGAACAGCUUAUCAUCCAUCAUCAAAUGGAAUAAAUGAACGACGGCACCGUUCCCUAAAAGCUUCUCUGAUGUGCCAUAAUAACAAAAACUGGUUAGAAGUACUUCCAACUGUACUUAUUGGUCUUCGUUUAAGUAUCAGAGAAAUGCAACUCCUGCAAAAAUAG